AUGGAUUCAUUCGGCGGCGUAUACUUCACCGACGAGAAAGCAGCCAAGGUCGAGAAUAUCUUCUUGGAGUUCCUUAAGAGCUUUAGAUUAGAUGCGAAUUCUAGAGAACCUUUCUACGAAUCGGAAAUCGAAGCAAUGAGACCGAAUGAGUCUAACACCAUGUUUAUCGAUUUCUCUCAUGUUAUGCGGUUCAACGAUGUUCUGCAGAAAGCCAUUUCUGAUGAAUAUCUGAGGUUUGAGUCGUACCUGAAGAACGCCUGUAAGCGAUUCGUGAUGGGACAGAAACCUACUUUCAUAACUGACGACAACCCUAAUAAGGAUAUAAAUAUCGCAUUUUACAACCUACCUAUCAUAAAAAGAUUGAGGGAACUGAGCACAUCUGAGAUAGGUAGACUAGUAUCAGUAACAGGAGUGGUGACUCGUACAAGCGAAGUUAGGCCAGAACUCCUUCAGGGAACUUUCAAGUGCUUGGAGUGUGCAACUAUCAUUAAAAAUGUUGAGCAACAGUAUAAAUACACCGAGCCCAUGAUAUGCAUGAAUGCUAUGUGCUCAAGGAAAGGAAGAUGGACACUUCUCCGGCAAGAAAGCAAAUUUGCAGAUUGGCAGAGAGUCAGGAUGCAAGAAACAUCAAAGGAAAUACCUGCAGGAUCUCUUCCUAGAUCAUUAGAUGUCAUUCUUCGCCAUGACAUUGUUGAACAGGCUAGGGCCGGUGACACGGUUAUCUUUACAGGCACUGUGGUUGUCAUACCGGACAUUUUGGCAUUGGCAUCUCCGGGGGAGAGAGCUGAAUGCCGUAGAGAAGGUGGUCAACGUAAUGGCAGUGGCACUGCCCAAGAAGGUGUUAAAGGUCUUCGGGCAUUGGGAGUUAGAGACCUUUCUUAUCGCCUUGCCUUUAUUGCCAAUUCAGUACAGAUUUGUGAUGGCAGAAGGGACUCUGACAUACGAAAUAGGAAGAGGGAUGCUGAGGAUGAUGACAAUCCACAGUUCUCGUCAGAGGAGUUGGCCGAGGUUAAACAAAUGAGAAAUACACCCGACUUCUUCAACAAGCUUGUUGACAGUAUUUGUCCUACUGUUUUUGGUCAUCAAGACAUCAAACGAGCAAUCCUGCUUAUGCUUUUGGGUGGAGUCCAUAAGUUUACUCAUGAAGGAAUCAAUCUUCGUGGAGACAUCAAUGUUUGCAUUGUUGGGGAUCCCAGUUGUGCUAAAUCUCAAUUUCUCAAGUACACAACAGGCUUAGUUCCAAGAUCUGUUUACACAUCCGGGAAAUCUUCAUCUGCUGCUGGAUUGACGGCCACUGUUGCAAAAGAACCAGAAACUGGAGAGUUUUGUAUUGAGGCUGGUGCACUAAUGCUUGCAGACAAUGGCAUAUGUUGUAUUGAUGAAUUUGACAAAAUGGAUGUAAGAGAUCAGGUUGCAAUACAUGAAGCCAUGGAACAACAAACAAUUAGUAUAACAAAAGCAGGAAUACAAGCAACAUUGAAUGCAAGAACAUCAAUUUUGGCUGCUGCCAAUCCAACUGGAGGCCGUUAUGAUAAGUCUAAACCAUUGAAGUACAACGUUGCUCUUCCUCCAGCCAUCCUUUCAAGGUUUGACUUGGUAUAUGUGAUGAUUGAUGACCCUGAUGAUACCACGGAUUACCAUAUUGCCUCUCACAUUGUGAGGGUGCAUCAGAAACGCGAAGAGGCAGUUGCGCCCACAUUCAGCACUGCACAAUUGAAGCGUUACAUUGCAAUUGCCAAAUCUAAAAAGCCAAAGCUAACUGCAGAGGCGAGACAAAUAUUGGUGGAUUCUUAUGUUGCUCUGCGUAGAGGUGAUACAGCUCCAGGUAGUAGAGUGGCAUAUCGCAUGACAGUGAGGCAGUUGGAGGCACUAAUCCGACUGUCAGAGGCAAUUGCCCGAUGUCAUCUGGAUGAUGAGGUUCACCCAAGACAUGUUCGUGUAGCAACAAGACUCCUAAAAACUUCAGUAAUCAGUGUGGAGUCGACUGAGAUUGAUUUGACUGAAUUUCAAGAAGAGAAUCAAGAAGAUGGUGAGAUAGGUGGAAAUGGGGAAGCUCAGCCAAGUGGUGCAGCAGAUGCAGAUGCAGACGUAAAUAAUGGGGGGAAUCCAGAAAAUGGUGAUGGAGGAGGGAAGAAACUUGUGAUAACAGACGAGUACUUUCAGCGGGUGACUCAGGCGCUUGUGAUGCGUCUUAGACAGCAUGAGGAAAGUGUUGCACGAGAAGGGAGUGGACUGGCUGGAAUGAGGCAAAGGGAUUUGAUACAGUGGUACGUGGGUCAGCAGAAUGAGAAGAACAACUACAACUCAAUGGAAGAGGCAAAGGCUGAAGUGACCAAGAUCAAAGCCAUCAUAGAGAGUUUGGUAAGAAGGGAGGGGCAUUUAAUCGUAGUGGACGAAGAGGAGGCAGGAGCAGCAGCAGCAGAUGGGGAUGAUGGAAAUGGGAGACGAUCUUCUCGAAACAACAGGAUUCUUGCAGUGGCACCUAACUAUGUUAUUGAAUAAGGCAUCUGAAUCUGAAUCUGAAUUUGAAUUUGAAUUGGAAUAGUAGUUGGGUCCAUUGUAAAGUUUGUGUUGCUGCUGUUACUACUACUAACUACCGAGGAGAGGAGAGGAGAGGAGAGGAGAGGAGUUGUAACUUUGAAUUUUC
Molecule: messenger RNA, 2647 nt
Organism: Cynara cardunculus var. scolymus (artichoke)
Lineage: Eukaryota; Viridiplantae; Streptophyta; Magnoliopsida; Asterales; Asteraceae
Product: DNA replication licensing factor MCM6
Exons: 18
Coding region: 1-2502 (833 amino acids)
Biological process (GO): double-strand break repair via break-induced replication; mitotic DNA replication; DNA replication initiation
Cellular component (GO): nucleus; MCM complex
Molecular function (GO): single-stranded 3'-5' DNA helicase activity; ATP binding; single-stranded DNA binding
Source: RefSeq, a predicted model, not a curated record